Cyphellophora europaea CBS 101466 is the source of this 2598-nucleotide messenger RNA. RefSeq lists its product as uncharacterized. Gene Ontology annotation, cellular component: Sin3-type complex. The record is from RefSeq and is a predicted model, not a curated record. The transcript has a single exon. NCBI's taxonomy places the organism in Eukaryota, Fungi, Ascomycota, Eurotiomycetes, Chaetothyriales, Cyphellophoraceae. Bases 1 to 2598 code for a protein of 865 amino acids.
AUGGCCAUGCCUCCACCCAUGGCGAUGCCAUACUUCCAUCACACUCCAUCAUCUCCGGAGGACCGACGCUUCUCCCCCAAUCCCGACGACAUGGGUGACGGCGACAGAGAAGACGUCCGCGUGACGAGGACGUCAAAUCAGCUAGAGAGGCCUCAAACAACUCCGCGGCCGCACGCGGCAACGGCAAGCCGGCAGAAGCUGGUCUUCACCGAUCCUGUUGCUUUUCGAUAUCUAGAGGAGGAUCCCGACACCAUUGUGCUGGAUAGACGGAGGAGACUCGAAGGGUACGAGCUGUACAUCGUCGAGCAAUGGGCUUGUUCGCGUAACCAUCCGACGUUUCUAAUCUGCACCUACACCGGCGAUGCAUCGCGGUCUGUCAUUGUCAGCGUGCUAAGCGUCCCCUCUGACGCGUCUGCUUGGUCACCGCGCCUCAAGCUCUACCUUGAUGCAAUGUCUCAGUACCAUGCUAAGCCGAAAGAGACGCCUUACGGUGACAUUCUAAUCACCAACCUUUCGGGCUUCCCGUCGUCAUUGACAGUGAUUUCGGUAUCCGAUGGAGAUGUGAAAAAGCACCGCGAGGACUUCAUUGUCAACGAGGAUCUGAAGCGGAUGGGUUGCACGGGUCGAGCUGCCAUCAACUUACUUCCCCCCCAGCAAAGCACAGUCGCCAAGUUUCAUCAACUCUAUCGGACGAGUGAGAGUGCUGGCAUAUACCAAGCAGUGAUUGAGCUUGUCAAGCUCUGCCAGAAGGCAUUGUUGAUAUAUGGGCGUCUUCAGGAAGCCUAUACCGACGGACUGCUUUGCGAUAUCACCGAAAAAGCGAUAGGUGACUGGUGGACUGAGAUUGGAGUUUAUUUCUACAACACCGAGCCAACCGAUGGCGUGCUCGGCCCAAGUACAGUUGCUGCUCUUCUCGGCCUACUGAUCGGUGCUUACAACAGGCUAAAGGCUUGGGGAGCCCCAGUGGGAAAGGACAUAUUCGAUAUACCCAGCAUGAAGCGUGCGAUUGGAUCGUUCCAGAAGGCCGCAAAGCUGGAGAGGUCGCGGCGAUUAGAUCGCGAGACCAUCGACCGGCUACAUCGAGCUACCGCAAAGACCGCGAGUGGUGAAGGUUGGACUGUGCCACGGGCUGUUAAAUCGACACUGGCUGAAGUGAGUGGCAAAGGAGGUGAAAUGGUGAUGGGUAUUGUUGGUGGAAAGGAUAAAGCAGGCAUCUCAGAUGUUGAGACUUUGGAUAUUGAUCUGUUUGCACAACUCGUCGUCGGCGCCAGAAUGAAGUGGCUUUGGCAGGGAAAAUCCAAACCGGUUGAUGUCCGCAUCGCUGACGGGGAGGGUCUUGAAGGCAAGAUCUUCAGCACCGAUGACCAGGGCGGCUUCAUCUGGACCAGCAAUAAGCGAGACUCCGUCCAAGGAACCAAUCUUGAACGCGCGGAUACGACAAGUACUCUCGCUCCGCCAAGUGCUGAAGGCAAGUCUGGCUUAAACCGUAUUCGAGAUGCUGUGGGCGGCAAGCUGCACAACCCACGCCCACUUCACGAACGUGAAGAAACGUCAGACUGGAACGAUACUCCCACGCCUGGUCUCUCGGCCGUCUCCUCCAGGCUAGAACCAACAAGCACGCCAGACGACCCGCUGCAUCCCCCGCUUGAUCAGGCUCUUGUUGAAGCCUCACCGUAUGCACACAAAAAAUCUCCCAGUGGUCAUACAGAGCGCGAACGCGCACACUACAACCUCCAGGGACCCCCCGCAACGCGGCAAUCACUCGAUCACGUCCCAGCGUAUCGCCAACAACUCAGGCCUGCUGCACCCGCCUCAUCCCCACGGAAGCGCCAGAUCGAAGCUUCCCUCUCUGCCCUCCGCACCGAUCUACAGAACCCGACAUACACCAACUUCAGCACGCCCUACACGCAUGACGAACCCCAAUCACACGUCCUCCGCCGAUCCCGCUCCGCCAUUCAACCCGUCGCCACCACCUUCGCCGACUUCCCCCGCCAGAACCGCCUAAACCGUCAACUAUCCUUCUCAAUUGUCGAGCCCUCCAUCCUCACCUUUUCCGACCUCGUCACCGACGAUGCCCAAAUCGCACCCUUCCCGAAACAAGACGGCGUGCAACAACAUUCGCCCGCCGCCGCGAUGGCCGCGCGCGACGCUCUCACCGCCCACGCCGUCAAGCGCAGCCGCCGCAUCUCGCAGAUCCAACAGUCGCUCAUCCCCUUCACCGAGUCGCAGGUCGCGCACGUCGAAGCCCUGGACAACAAUGCCGCCGCGCACCUCGAGGAGCUCAACAAUAUGUACUACCAGAAGCUGGAGGAGUAUCAGACGCUCCGCGCCACGAGCAGCGACGUCGUAAGCCAGGAAAGGGGGACGCUCAACGACAGUUUGCGUCGCAUUGAGGUGCUCGGCGCCAAACUCGACUACGAGCUCAACGCGCUGCAGUCGAGGAUGGCGGAGGUGGAGGCCGCAGUAGGGGAGUUUGAAGGGAGUGUGGUGGGGAUCGAGAGGAGAGUGGGGGAGCUGGUUGGUGGCGGCAGUGAGGAGAGGCACGAAGGCGUGCCGUGGACGCAGAGGCUGAUCAACUUUCUAGGGAGUGGGAAGUAG